CCCCACUUUUACAGCCAUGCGCGCCGCCUGGAAGUGUUCAUCAGCUGUUUAUGUCAAUACACACAAUAUGGUCGCAGAGUAGUUUAGUUGUUGUGAUACUAAAUAUCAAGGUCGCUCUUUGUGGUAGAAAGCAAACAUCCAGUUGCAGCUGAAGAUCAGAGCUACAAUUUUGUCCAGUAAUCGAAGGAAUCGCACGACAAGCAUCUGCAGAAAGUGAAGACAAACCCCAAAGCGACGCGAGAAAACAAAGGACAACAACCAGCUUUGAAACCAAACAAAACACACCAAGCUAUCCUCAUGACCAACGUAAACAAUGCGUCCUCCUCCAGCAACACCCCGCUUACUUAUUUUGUUAAUUUCAAUCAGGAUAGCACAUCUUUGGCAGUUGCGUGCAAAAAUGGUUUUAGGUUGUAUUCGCUGAAUUGCGCGGAUACCUUGGAUAUGAUCUACACAAAUAUUAAGGACGAUACGUGCUUAGUGGAGAGGUUAUUCAGUAGCAGUCUCAUGGCCAUAGUUUCGAUAACGGCGCCCAGGAAACUGAAGGUGUGUCAUUUCAAGAAGGGCUCGGAGAUUUGUAACUAUUCGUAUUCCAACACAAUCUUGUCUGUCAAAUUGAACAGGAUUAGAUUAGUGGUGUGCUUGGAGGAGAGCUUGUAUAUACAUAACAUAAGGGACAUGAAAGUGCUGCACACCAUAAGGGACACUCCACCAAAUCCAAAUGGUAUUUGUGCUCUUAGCAUCAACAGUGAUAACUGCUACCUUGCCUAUCCCGGCUCAAAUUAUAUUGGCGAGGUUCAGAUCUUCGAUGCAAUCAACUUGCAUGCGAAAACGAUGAUCCCUGCCCAUGAUAGUCCCUUAGCUGCAUUGGCAUUCAUACCUAGCGGCACAAGGAUCGCAACUGCUUCAGAAAAGGGCACGGUUAUCAGGGUAUUCUCUGUACUGGACGGCUCGAAGCUCUACGAGUUCCGUAGAGGAGUCAAGAGGUGCGUGGAGAUCAGCUGCUUGGCAUUUAGCACGUGCUCCAGGUAUUUGGCUUGCAGCAGCAACACGGAGACAGUUCACAUCUUCAAGCUUGAAGAACCGCAAGUCAGUCCUAGAAAGAGCGUAGAUGCUAGUUGGAUGGGCUACUUAUCUACUUACUUACCCACCCAAGUCACGGACGUGUUCACCCAGGGUAGGGCAUGCAUGACCGCUCACCUCCCCUUCUCAGGCGUAAGGAACGACGUUGCCGUAACAACCAUCCAGAACCAAUUGAGGCUUCUCGUGGCUACGGAAGAGGGCUUCCUAUACAUCUACAACAUGGAUGGACCGGAGGGUACCGAGCUUACCCUUUAUAAGCAAUUCAGUCUGGAUGGCGUCGCCAAUAAUGCGGACGGCACUCGACCUGAGCCCCAGUUCUUAAUGGAAAAUGAAGGCUCGACAAUACUAGGUAGCUACGCGGGCAUCGUGAAAGGUCAUCCACCGGGUCAAAUGUCAGGUACUGAGUCGGACAAGUUCCGAGAGAUGGCUGUUGCCACCGAGUCUCCACCCAAGGACGGGUUCCAGUUCACCGACGAUCAAGAGUAUCCUCCCCUCACGCAGAACUCCGACUGAGACUUGGACCUGGACUAUCCGGACAGGCGUUACCAACUGAUGUGGUUCUCAAUCUUUCUCAUUCACAUUUUAGUUAGGAUAAGCGAGGAUAUCAUACUGUAUCUACUUAAUAUGGAUUAAGCCACGUGGAAUCCACAUAACAAACAAACAAAAAAAAAAUGACAAAAUAAUGAAUAAAGGACAAAAAAAAAAACGAGAUUCGGGCGAGCGCGGAUUUAGUUACAUCGUGGUGAAACGCAGUGUGAGCUUCUUCGUGUGCUCUUAAUCAUUUAAAUGAAUUAUUUUCUUUAUGUCUUUUAUAUCUAUAAACAAAACCAUAAAAUUUAUAGUUACAUAAAUGCAAGGCGGUGAUUAAUUAAUUAAGAUUUUUUUGUUUCUAUUUCAGCCUUUAGGCUGUGUUAAGCUUUAGUUGUUACGUGUAUUUAUUGAAUAUUGUAGAUUAAUUACUUUAAAUGUUGAUUAAACGUGUAACAACAAACAAAAAAAAUACUACAAAAGAAAGCGCUGAGAUGAAAAUGCCAAAAAAAAAAUAAUUAUAAUGAAUUAACUAGGCUUUCGUUCAAUUGAUAUUAAGAUUGGAUGUAAACGUUAUUUUACCUUUAUUUUUACAGGAGAGAAAAUGUAUAAGAAAAAGCGUGACAAACAUAUAUUUUAUAUAAAUAUAAUAUUGUAUCGUGCUUAGGUACUCUUUUUUUUUUGUAAAGAUGAUGUUUAUUGUAUACAAUUAUAACAUAAGAUUCGAGGAAAUGUGCAUAUAAUAUUACCGUUGCUGUUGUAAAACGAAUCAGUGUCAAACCACCAGCUUGGCUAGGUUUUAUUCUUUAAGAUUUUUGAUUUCUGUUGAAGACAUAUCGGGCCUCCAAAGAAGCCAAUUUUUGUUUUGUCGAUGUUAAUUUAUAUUUGUUUGCGCGAGGAGUGUGUCUCUGUGUGUGUGUAUGCCUCUGAGCUUUUUGUUGUACAUAAUUUCAGUUGCGAAGUGUCCUUUUCUUUAUUACCACGCGACGCAGAAAGUCUAAAUAAAUACACUAAAUAAUAUGCAAUAAUUGCAAUAUUAUUGAUGAAAUAUAGGUGAAAUUUAUUUAUAAGUAAGUUGUAUUUGUGUUAGAUGCGAAGGUGGAAAUUUUGUUGAUUUAAUUAUUAUUAUUAUAAAUGUAACAUUUUUGGUUUCCAAAAUUCGGUUUUACAUAGUUUAUCUCUUUGUUUUUUUUUGUUGUGAAAUAGAUGAAACAAUAAAUUUAGUUAUUUUUUAGUUCA
Nicrophorus vespilloides is the source of this 2847-nucleotide messenger RNA. RefSeq names its product WD repeat domain phosphoinositide-interacting protein 2-like. Gene Ontology annotation, molecular function: phosphatidylinositol-3-phosphate binding; phosphatidylinositol-3,5-bisphosphate binding; protein binding. The transcript has 8 exons. Gene Ontology annotation, cellular component: cytosol; phagophore assembly site membrane; extrinsic component of membrane. The coding region runs from base 298 to 1593 and encodes 431 amino acids. Gene Ontology annotation, biological process: protein localization to phagophore assembly site; autophagy of mitochondrion; protein lipidation. NCBI's taxonomy places the organism in Eukaryota, Metazoa, Arthropoda, Insecta, Coleoptera, Silphidae. The record is from RefSeq and is a predicted model, not a curated record.